Danio rerio (zebrafish) is the source of this 3258-nucleotide messenger RNA. Lineage: Eukaryota; Metazoa; Chordata; Actinopteri; Cypriniformes; Danionidae. The record is from RefSeq and is a predicted model, not a curated record.
AAAUGUUUUUUUCAUCAGUGCGUCUGCAAGCAGACAACAGAAGAGCGAGAAAUACAGAAUAAUAAACGGAUAUUUGCACGAUUUUACUACAUAAAGUCGUUUUUUGACGAAGAAGCGCAUAUAAAGGAGACUGGCAGAACAAAAUAUUGCAGCAGCCAUGGCAGAGUGUGAUGCUGAAUGGGAAUACAGUAAGGAAAAUAUCCAGCCUUUGAGACAAGGCCGUUCAGUGUCGGCCCUUCAUCAGGCUCUGUGUCAACAGCAGGAGGGAAACCACACAGCCCUCAAUCUCAAGAAACAAGAGUUUGAGUCUGAGCUGCGUCUGUAUGAUGGAGACGAUCCUCUGGAUGUUUGGGUCAGGUAUAUAAAGUGGGCAAAACAGACGUACCCACAAGGUGGAAAAGAGAGCAACAUAUCAGUGCUUCUUGAAAGAGCGGUCAUGCGCUUUACAGCUGAGCAGAAAUAUCACAAUGAUGUCCGCUAUGUUGAACUCUGGAUCCAGUUUGCGGAAAGCUCUUCCGACCCGAUGGAUGUAUUUCGCUAUAUGCAAGCUCAGGGAAUCGGCACAAUGCAAGCGGUUUUUUAUAUCGCCUGGUCCGAGGAGCACGAGAAGAGGGGGAACAUGAAGAUGGCCGACAGUGUUUUUCAGGACGGUGUCAAGUGUGGAGCAGAACCCUCAGAUAAACUGCAUGCAUUUCACAGAGCUCUGCAGGCGCGAGUGUGUAGACAGAUGAUGACAUCCAUGACUGAACAACACAGAAAUGACGAUGAUGAAGAUGAUGAAGAGCCUCAGCGAGCAUCACUGGCUGAACUCAAAGCCAAAGGGAAGAAAAAGGCCACCGUUCCCAUCAACAGGGUGAAGGCAUCUGUCGGAUAUGCUCGCGGGCUCCAGUUUAAACAGCCUCUGGGCCCCAAACAGAACAGCCGGCUCAUGAUAUUUGAUGAGAAUAAAGCUGAAAGUGAGCCGCAGGAGCCCAGAUUUGAGGUCUGGACGGCGCCGCCUGCUGCCCGAGCCAAAGAGAACCAGCAGAAAGUGGAGAAGUGGAGCAACGUGAAGUUACCUCUCAAGUCCAGAUCAGGCCUCAGUGUUGCGGUUCCACCUCCUAAACCCAGUUUCCAGCCAUUUGUGGAAGAGGACGACCAGCCGCCUGCUGUAACUCCGUGUAAAAUCAACCCUGCGGUGAACUCGGUUCUGUCUGCGAGGAAGCCCAGCCGUCUGGAGCAAACGCCACUGAAGAAGCUGCAGGAGAAACAGAUGCAGACGCUGGAGGACGGAGAGAGCAGAGAGCAGAGCAUGUACUGCAGAGAUCUGCUCUACAGCGGAGCCACAGAGUUCUGCUUCGAGGAGCUGCGCGCACAGAGAUACCUGCAAACACACACCAUACACAAUCUGAAAACACCACACACAUCAACACACUGCCUGCACACCAACACUGACAAAUGAACAGAGUUCUGAUUACUUCUGAAUUGACGUUUACUGAUCAUUAACUCAUCCAGUAUGUUCAUUUCUUCAGUUAGGGAAAAGAAUUAAGGUUUUUAAAAGAAAACAUCCAUAAAUAUAAGUGCAAUUUCUUCAGUAAACUAAUAUGAAAGUAAAUGUAAGUUUCAAGAUAACUAUUGUGAAAAUAAAUGCAUUAUAUUUUGAAAAUAAAAGCAAUUUUCUGUAAACUAACAUGAAAAUAUAUGCAAGAUUCAAGAUAACUAGUGUGAAAAUAAACACCAGAUUUUCAGAAAACUAAUGUGAAAAUAAAUGCAAGCAAAUGUUUUUAUAUAUUAAAAAAUGUAUUCAUUUUCAUGUUAGUUUUUUGACAAAUUGCAAUUAUUUUCUUAAGAGAUUUCUGAAAAAAUAGAUUUUUCACAUUAGUUUUCUGAAAAUCUGGCAUUUUUACAUUAAUUUUCUGAAAAAUAUGCAUUUAUUUUCAAAUUAGUUUUCCUGAAACUUGCAUUGAUUUUCACAAUAGUGGUCUGAAAAAUUGCAUUUAUUUUCAUAUCAGUUUUUGAAAAAUUGCAUUUAUUUUCUUAAUAGUUUUCUAAAAAUAAAAAAUAAAAAAAUGCUUUUUUUUUUUUUUAGAAAACUAUUAAGAAAAUAAAUGCAAUUUGUCAAAAACUGAUAUGAAAGUAAAUGCAAUUUUGGAAAAUCUGGCAUUUAUUUUUAUAAUAGUUUUCUUCAAAGUUGCAUUUAUUUUCAUAUUAGCUUUCUGAAAAAAUUGCAUUUAUUUUCAUAUUAGUUUACUGAAAAUCUGGCAUUUAUUUUCACAUUAGUUUUCUUAAAAUCUGAAUUUUUUUGUGUUAGUUUUGUGAAAGAAAUGCAUUUUCAUAGUUUACUGAAAAUCUGACAUUCAUUUUCACACUAGUUUUCUGAAAAAUUGCAUUUAUUUUCAUAUCAGUUUUCUAAAAAAUUGCAUUCAUUUUCAGAUAUUAAAAAGAUUAAAUGCAUGAUUAAAUUAGUUUAUUUGCAAAAGCAGCCAACUGCGUUCUUAGUUGUUUUUUUUACAGAAAUCAUGUUUUGCAUUUAACAGAAGAACUGCAAAAAAACAUGAUUUAUAUAAAUUACUAAAACUGAAGCUCUUUAGUGGUUUUCAGAAAUCUAAUAUUAAAAUACAUAUAUAUAUAUAUAUAGAUUUAAUGCAAGUUCAGUAAUUAAUAUUUAAAUAUUCAUAAAAUAUAAGUAAAAAGUUAUCUAAAAUUUAAGAUAUAAAUAAAACAUUACCUUUUUAAAUCAAUAAAUAUACACUCCCCCUGAUUUAUGGGUUUGAGCUUGCCUGACAUUAGGCCUUUGAUGCAGGCUUUUGUUGUUAAAAGUACGUCAUUCAUUUUUGUUUAUUUAUUUUUUUAGAAAAUAACAUUGUUUCCUCUAUAGCAGAAUCUAAUUCCUGAUCUGUGAUCAUUUAAAGUCCUGGAAGCUGCAGUGAAACUAAGAAGUUUACUAUAUUGAGAAAGUCCUGCAUGUUUUCCUCAAACUUUCGUUCCUUUUCCACUGAACAAAUGAACAUCUUGGAUUAAGAGGAGGAGGAUGAUUGAUUAGGAUAUUGAUUCUGGACGUGAAAUAAUCCUAAAACUCCUCUAAAACACCCACUAGGUUUUGAAACAGUAUUUGUUUUGGUGCUUUUGUGAGUCUGUCCUGUGUUUUUGUACAUAUAUUUUCUUUUGUACAUACAUACUGUUUUUGUUACUACAUUUAUAACUUUAGCGUUUGUGAAUAGGCAUUGUAUUGUCGUGUGUUAUUAAUGCUUCAAUAAAUGCUACACAUUUGAUAUCAAA